AUGAGGCAAGUGAUGAAAGUAAGAAAGAACAAAUGGCCAUUGUUCUUAGAUAUGUUGACAAGAAAGGUUACAUACAAGAAUGAUUUUUUGAUCUUGUUCAUGUCAGAGAUACAUCAUCUUCCACUUUGUAUUCUUCUAUAUGUGAAACUCUUACUUCUUAUGAGCUUGUUGUUGAGAAUCUCCGUGGAUAGGUAUGAUGGAGCCAGCAACAUGCAUGGUGAAUGGAAGGGAUUACAAGCAUUAUUCCUUAAUGAUUAUCCAUGUGCUUAUUAUAUACAUUGUAUGGCUCAUCGGUUACAACUUGUGUUGGUUGCAACAACUAGAGAAGUAAGCUCUGUACAUGAAUUUUUCCAAAAUUUAUCUUUCAUUGUGAAUGCCAUAGGUGCUUCUUGUAAACGCCAAGAUGAGCUACAAGCUACUCAAGCUGCUGGAAUUGCAGAAUUGUUAGAGUUUGGUGAAAUAAAUACGGGUAAAGGGGCUAAUCAAAUUGGUACUUUAAAGCGUGUCGGAGACACUCGUUGGACCUCACAUUUUACUUCUACUAGCAGUCUUCUUCAGAUGUAUAAUCCUACUUGUACGGUUUUGGAAAACAUAAAAAAGGUGGGCUCUAAUUAUAAAACAAAAGGUGAUGCUAGUAUCGCGUUAAAAAGAAUGACAUCUUUUGAAUUUGUUUUCAUUUUACAUAUGAUGAAACAAAUUCUGGGAAUUACUAAUACUCUUUGUCAAGCUUUACAACAAAAAUCUCAAGACAACAUAAGUGCAAUCACAAUGGUCUCCCACACAAAGAAACUAAUUGAAACCUUUAGAGAUAAUGAAUGGGCAACUUUUCUUGAUGAUGUCAUUGAGUUUUGUAAGAAGCAUGAUAUUGAUAUUCCUGAAUUCAAAGAUCCUUAUUUUGAAGGGAGAAGCAACAGGAAAGGAAGUUACAGGAAAUUGAUACAAGAACAAGAAAUAGAUGUUCGAAAAUUUCAGUUGAAGCACUUUGAAGCUUAUGUGAAGGACCAUCCACUUUUGGGAAAGUUGUCAUCUAUUGUUGAAGUAUGUCAAUACUUGGUAGAGAUAGGGAAAGCAAGUCAUUACUAUCUUGUUGACAGAUUGAUUCGACUCGUGUUGACCCUUCCGGUGUCUACUGCGACUACUGAGCGUGCAUUUUUUGCCAUGAAAAUUGUGAAAAAUAGACUACGUAACAAGAUGGAUGAUGAUUUUAUUGCUGAUAGUCUAGUUCUUUACAUCGAGAAAGAUAUCGCUAAGAUUUUUAGUUUAGACCCUAUUUUAAAUGAUUAA
Molecule: messenger RNA, 1284 nt
Organism: Lactuca sativa (garden lettuce)
Lineage: Eukaryota; Viridiplantae; Streptophyta; Magnoliopsida; Asterales; Asteraceae
Molecular function (GO): protein dimerization activity
Source: RefSeq, a predicted model, not a curated record